Megalops cyprinoides (Indo-Pacific tarpon) is the source of this 3550-nucleotide messenger RNA. Its product is annotated as androgen receptor-like. NCBI's taxonomy places the organism in Eukaryota, Metazoa, Chordata, Actinopteri, Elopiformes, Megalopidae. Gene Ontology annotation, molecular function: sequence-specific DNA binding; zinc ion binding; DNA-binding transcription factor activity. The transcript has 8 exons. Gene Ontology annotation, biological process: male gonad development; regulation of DNA-templated transcription. Bases 539 to 3073 code for a protein of 844 amino acids. The record is from RefSeq and is a predicted model, not a curated record.
GAUUAGGAAGGUGCACACUCCGGUUUGGACAGUCGUUCAUUCGGUCUGGACAAUGCAUACACCUUCUGGAUGGUGUAUGCAUUUCUGAGCACUGAACAUGCUCAUUUUGAUUUUAAACAAAACUAAUUAGCCUAUUAUUUCAUACACAUUCAUAUCGACUGAAAAGGGAUUCCUUCGCGGAUUGAUCGGGAGUGAUAUGAUAGCGUUUGACCUCGUGAGUCGUAAGAGAAUCAUUUAGACAAGUUUAUUAUUUUUUGAUGUGGCUGCAGACAACCGUUUGUGUGUCAGCCUUUUAAAAUCGUUAUUCUGAUGUAUUCUUGUAACUAACGACAUUGCUUUCAUUUCCUGUUAUGUUUUUGGACCAUAAACACUUGCAACCUACAUAUAGUCACUGCAUAAUGCAUAAGUCUUUUUUCGAUUUUCCUUGAACUUUAUCCUGUCAAUUUUAAAGAUUUCAUAAACAGGCUGUAGCCUACAUGUCAGUGAACGAUUCUGUUGCUUACAUUUGGAUUCGUGCCGUGCCAGCAUUACACUGACUAUGGAGAUUCCCGUUGGGUUAGGAGGAGUUUCCGAUCCCACGAAUGCCGUCUUUCGUGGACCUUACCAAAACGUGUUUCAUAGCCUUAAAGCGGCAUUUCAGAGUCACGGCGCCGUCUCUAGAAACUUAGACUUUCCAAGUAAAAAGUGCGUUUUUUUGCAGAACAGACAGCCCAGUGAAAUGCGCCACAGCAGCAGGCAGCCACCCUGUAUUGGACUCGGCCUAUUUUACGGGAACCCUUGUUAUUCGGAUACAGGGAUAAAGGACGAGGCAGCGUGUUUUUCCAAACAACCCGACGCUGGAGCCGGACUUGGUCUUUUCACUCAAAGCUCAUUGGAUAUUGAAGACGCGACCGCUUCUCAACUCCAGUCAGACAAUAGGGAGGUGCGAACGAACGGUCCUCUUCUGUCCGGAUCGCGGGGCUGCAAACAGAGGCAAGCAUAUCCCAUGCCUACAGCGCCAGAGCACAGGAAGGACAUACAAGCGAGCAGUGACAACUGCGUGGUGAAUGGUUGUUCUGAGCCUGCCGGUGGCACCAUCUCAGAAACUGCACGGGAGCUGUGCAACGCCGUGUCUGUGUCUCUGGGCUUGAAUUUAGACCUUAAUGAGAUGACGGACCGGGGUCCAAACCGCGCGUCCCCAUCCGCUGAAAGUGAGAGAAACUACUCAUUUGAAGUGCCUUCCUGUGAGUGCGAUGGGGUUGUGGCGAAUGACUCGGCGACAGACUACAAAUGCUCGAAUGCAAGCGAAGAGAUGACAAUGUUUAAGUUAAACACCGCGAAUGAAUUGAGAGCACCCCAUGCUAAAUGGGAUGUUCGUGCAGAUUUGCAUGCGAAGACAGACGACUCAGGUCGCAAGGACUCUUACAGUGGCAUAAGUAUGGAUGGGACUCCCUCCGUCUACUUUCGGUUCGACCAACUGUUGCCAGCAAACCCGGCACACUCCGGGCAAAACGUACCACUGUCAGCGGAACCAGACAGCGACGCGUCUCUCGUCUUGUACAAAUCAACGUGCUUUGAAAACAAAGUCGAAGAGAACACAGACGAAAGAUUUAUUGGACAUAAUAUACAAUACAGUGUUAAAGUGAAAGCAGAAGACGUUAACAAGACACCUGGAGGGGCAUGGGGUAUUCAGUACAGAUGUAAUGAAAACUGCAACAUACCCUCUGUACCCCCUAUAACACGUGGGCAUCCUGACAGAGCCGGACUGUAUAACUCGUUUGUUUUUAAUCCUUGUGCAUACGGGAGAAAUGGUGGGUUUUUCCUGAGAGAAGGACCGUCCUCUGAGCAGGGGCAUCUGACAGGGAUGGUCGGCCACGUACCUGGCUCUUCCUCCAUGAAAAAAGAGGAUGAAGACCGACUGGGUGGACAUUAUUCGAAUGUCAAGUGUGAGGGUGAUCGGGAAAAUGUGUUCCCAAUGGAGUUCUUCUUCCCACCCCAGAGGUCUUGCCUGAUAUGUGGGGACGAGGCGUCCGGAUGCCAUUACGGGGCUCUCACCUGUGGCAGCUGCAAGGUGUUCUUUAAGAGGGCUGCAGAAGGGAAGCAGAAAUACCUCUGCGCCAGUGUCAAUGAUUGCACCAUUGAUAAACUCAGAAGGAAGAACUGUCCAUCUUGCCGUCUUAAAAGGUGCUUUGAAGCUGGGAUGACCCUUGGAGCCCGAAAGCUGAAAAAGAUUGGACAGCUGAAGUCUCCUGAGGACCAGUCCAGCCAAGGACUAGCAAGUGGUGUACAGUGUAUCUCUCCCAAAUCCAGUUUCAGUUUCCAGACCAAGUCCAUAUUCCUUAAUAUCCUGGAAGCCAUUGAGCCAGUGGUGGUCAAUGCCGGGCAUGACCAUGCCCAACCAGACUCAGCCGCUACGCUCCUGACCAGCCUGAAUGAGCUAGGCGAGAGACAGCUUGUCAAAGUUGUCAAAUGGGCAAAGGGGCUACCAGGUUUUCAAAAUUUGCAAGUGGAUGACCAGAUGACUGUCAUUCAGCACUCUUGGAUGGCAGUGAUGGUCUUCGCUUUAGGAUGGAGGUCCUAUAAGAAUGUGAACUCGAGAAUGCUGUACUUUGCUCCUGACCUGGUUUUCAAUGAACACCGUAUGCGCAUCUCUACCAUGUAUGAACACUGCAUCCGCAUGAAGAACUUCUCCCAAGAUUUUGAGUUGCUCCAAGUCACCCAAGAAGAGUUCCUCUGUAUGAAAGCACUGCUUCUUUUCAGCAUCAUCCCAGUGGAGGGUCUGAAAAGCCAGAGAUACUUUGAUGAACUGCGGAAGACCUAUAUUAAUGAGCUUGACCGCCUCGUCAGCAACAGUAGCAAGACCAACUGCUCAGAGAGGUUCUACCUUUUGACCCGCCUUAUGGAUUCCCUUCAACCAGUCGUGAGGAAGCUCCACCAGUUUACAUUUGACCUUUUUGUGCAAGCCCAAUCCCUCCCCACUAAGGUCAACUUUCCGGAAAUGAUCUCGGAGAUCAUAUCCGUGCACGUGCCAAAGAUCCUUGCUGGCAGAGUCCAGCCAAUCCUAUUCCACAAGCAGCAGUUCUGCAAUUCUUAGGUUCAGCGUUUCUUUCCUCAUGGCUCAAUGUACGAUUUACAAAGAAAGAUGACAGUGUUACGGUUUGGCUGUCAAGCUUGUUUUUUUUUCCAUGUACUGGCUUUAGCAUUAAACUUGUCUGUCAAUGUGCUCAUAAGGCCUGUUCCCAUAUAUUUCUUUACAGUAUAUUUGUGUUUUACCCCUUGAGAUAAACGUUAAGAUCCCAUGGAUGCAGGAAAAUACAUUUGUUCUUUAAAACUGUUAACAAAAACAAAGAGGAAGGUUUAACUAUGCACAGGUCUCUGUUUCUAUAGUUAUUACAUUAAUAAUUAGUAUAUGGUCAUCAUAAUUUCUCUUAAUCAAAUACCUUGCAUAUAGCAAAUUUAUCAACAGCAUACUUAUUAAUGUCUGUAUCGAUAUAACCACAUGGCUGUACAUAUACAUAGAUUUCUAUAAAUACGUGCAUACAUAUAGAACGUAAUAUAUAUAUACAUUACA